AACGUCGUUUCCUGGCGCACCUUGGCCGUCAUUUCUCUUGUUCCGGGGGCCUUGCAACUGGUGGGGAUAUUCUUCAUUCCCGAGUCUCCAAGAUGGUUGGCAAGAGUUGGACGGGUGAAAGAGUUCAAAGCAUCUUUGCAACGGUUGAGGGGGAAAAAUGCUGAUGUUUCUGUAGAAGAAGAUGAGAUCCAAGUAAGUUGGGUUUGAGGAUUGUGUUCUUGAGUUAAUUGUGUAGAGAGAUUCGAUAAUAUUACUCAUGAUGCAUGUGC
This is a messenger RNA of Linum tenue, 269 nucleotides long. Lineage: Eukaryota; Viridiplantae; Streptophyta; Magnoliopsida; Malpighiales; Linaceae. The record is from the annotation of a GenBank genome assembly.